This is a messenger RNA of Eubalaena glacialis (North Atlantic right whale), 6932 nucleotides long. RefSeq names its product transient receptor potential cation channel subfamily M member 7 (gene TRPM7). Bases 78 to 5675 code for a protein of 1865 amino acids. The record is from RefSeq and is a predicted model, not a curated record. NCBI's taxonomy places the organism in Eukaryota, Metazoa, Chordata, Mammalia, Artiodactyla, Balaenidae. The transcript has 39 exons. Gene Ontology annotation, molecular function: protein serine/threonine kinase activity; ATP binding; calcium channel activity. Gene Ontology annotation, biological process: monoatomic cation transmembrane transport; protein tetramerization; calcium ion transport. Gene Ontology annotation, cellular component: membrane.
UCCCGAUAGAUGGCUACAGGCCGCGGAGGAGGAGGAGGUGGAGUUGCUGCCCUUCCGGAGUCCGCCCCGUGAGGAGAAUGUCCCAGAAAUCCUGGAUAGAAAGCACUUUGACCAAGAGGGAAUGUGUAUACAUUAUACCAAGUUCAAAAGACCCUCACAGAUGCCUUCCAGGAUGUCAAAUUUGUCAACAACUUGUCAGGUGUUUUUGUGGUCGCUUGGUCAAGCAACAUGCUUGUUUUACUGCAAGUCUUGCCAUGAAAUACUCAGAUGUGAAAUUGGGUGACCAUUUUAAUCAGACAUUAGAAGAGUGGUCUGUGGAAAAACAUACAGAACAGAGCCCAACUGAUGCUUAUGGAGUCAUAAAUUUUCAAGGGGGUUCUCAUUCCUACAGAGCUAAGUAUGUGAGGCUAUCAUAUGACACCAAACCUGAAGUCAUUCUACAACUUCUGCUUAAAGAAUGGCAAAUGGAAUUACCCAAACUUGUUAUCUCUGUACAUGGUGGCAUGCAGAAAUUUGAGCUUCACCCACGAAUCAAACAGUUGCUUGGAAAGGGUCUUAUUAAAGCUGCAGUUACAACCGGAGCCUGGAUUUUAACAGGAGGAGUAAACACAGGUGUGGCAAAACAUGUUGGUGAUGCCCUUAAAGAACAUGCUUCCAGAUCAUCUCGAAAGAUUUGCACUAUCGGAAUAGCUCCAUGGGGAGUGAUUGAAAACAGAAAUGAUCUUGUUGGGAGAGAUGUGGUUGCUCCUUACCAAACCUUAUUGAACCCUCUGAGCAAAUUGAAUGUUCUGAAUAAUCUACAUUCCCAUUUCAUAUUGGUGGAUGAUGGCACUGUUGGAAAGUAUGGGGCAGAAGUCAGACUGAGAAGAGAACUUGAAAAAACUAUUAAUCAGCAAAGAAUUCAUGCUAGAAUUGGUCAAGGUGUUCCUGUGGUGGCACUUAUAUUUGAGGGUGGGCCAAACGUUAUCCUCACAGUUUUAGAAUACCUUCAGGAAAGUCCUCCUGUUCCAGUCGUCAUAUGUGAAGGAACAGGCAGGGCUGCAGAUCUACUAGCAUAUAUUCAUAAACAAACAGAAGAAGGAGGGAAUCUUCAUGAUGCAGCAGAGCCUGAUAUUAUUUCAACCAUCAAAAAGACAUUUAACUUUGGCCAGAGUGAAGCAGUUCAUUUAUUUCAAACACUGAUGGAAUGUAUGAAAAGAAAGGAGCUCAUUACUGUUUUCCACAUUGGAUCAGAUGAACAUCAAGAUAUAGAUGUAGCAAUACUUACUGCGCUGCUUAAAGGCACUAAUGCAUCUGCAUUUGACCAGCUCAUCCUUACAUUGGCAUGGGAUAGAGUUGACAUUGCCAAAAAUCAUGUAUUUGUUUAUGGACAGCAGUGGCUGGUUGGAUCCUUGGAACAAGCUAUGCUUGAUGCUCUUGUAAUGGAUAGAGUUGCAUUUGUAAAACUUCUUAUUGAAAAUGGAGUAAGCAUGCAUAAAUUCCUUACCAUUCCUAGACUGGAAGAACUUUACAACACUAAACAAGGCCCAACUAAUCCAAUGCUAUUUCAUCUUGUUCGAGAUGUCAAACAGGGAAAUCUUCCUCCAGGAUAUAAGAUCACUCUAAUUGAUAUAGGACUUGUUAUUGAAUAUCUUAUGGGAGGAACCUAUAGAUGCACCUACACUCGGAAACGUUUUCGAUUAAUAUAUAAUAGUCUUGGUGGAAAUAAUCGGAGGUCUGGCAGAAGUACCUUCAGCAGCACUCCUCAGUUGCGAAAGAGUCAGGAAUCUUUUGGCAAUAGAGCAGAUAAAAAGGAAAAAAUGAGGCAUAAUCAUUUCAUUAAAACAGCACAGCCCUACCGACCAAAGAUUGAUACAGCUGUGGAAGAAGGAAAGAAGAAAAGAACCAAAGAUGAAAUUGUAGAUAUUGAUGAUCCAGAAACCAAGCGCUUUCCUUAUCCACUUAAUGAACUGCUAAUUUGGGCUUGCCUUAUGAAGAGGCAGGUCAUGGCCCGUUUUUUGUGGCAGCAUGGUGAAGAAUCAAUGGCUAAAGCAUUAGUUGCCUGUAAGAUCUAUCGUUCAAUGGCAUAUGAAGCAAAGCAGAGUGACCUCGUAGAUGAUACUUCAGAGGAAUUGAAACAAUAUUCCAAUGAUUUUGGUCAACUGGCAGUUGAAUUAUUAGAACAAUCCUUCAGACAAGAUGAAACCAUGGCUAUGAAAUUGCUCACUUAUGAACUGAAAAAUUGGAGUAAUUCCACCUGUCUUAAGUUAGCAGUUUCUUCAAGACUUAGACCUUUUGUAGCCCACACCUGUACACAAAUGUUGUUAUCUGAUAUGUGGAUGGGAAGGCUGAAUAUGAGGAAAAAUUCCUGGUACAAGGUCAUACUAAGCAUUUUAGUUCCACCUGCCAUAUUAAUGUUAGAAUAUAAAACUAAGGCUGAAAUGUCUCAUAUUCCACAAUCUCAAGAUGCUCAUCAAAUGACAAUGGAAGAUAGUGAGAACAACUUUCAAAACAUAACAGAAGAGAUUCCCAUGGAAGUAUUUAAAGAAGUAAGAAUAUUGGACAGGAAUGAAGGCAAGAAUGAAAUGGAGAUACAAAUAAAAUCAAAAAAGCUUCCAAUCACACGAAAGUUUUAUGCCUUUUAUCAUGCACCAAUUGUAAAAUUCUGGUUUAACACGUUGGCAUACUUAGGAUUUCUGAUGCUUUAUACAUUUGUGGUUCUUGUACAAAUGGAACAGUUACCUUCAGUUCAAGAAUGGAUUGUUAUUGCUUAUAUUUUUACCUAUGCUAUUGAGAAAGUCCGUGAGAUCUUUAUGUCUGAAGCUGGAAAAAUAAGCCAGAAGAUUAAAGUAUGGUUUAGUGAUUACUUCAAUAUCAGUGAUACAAUUGCCAUAAUUUCUUUCUUCAUUGGAUUUGGACUAAGAUUUGGAGCAAAAUGGAACUUUGAGAAUGCAUAUGAUAAUCAUGUUUUUGUGGCUGGAAGAUUAAUUUACUGUCUUAACAUAAUAUUUUGGUAUGUGCGUUUGCUAGAUUUUCUAGCUGUAAAUCAACAGGCAGGACCUUAUGUAAUGAUGAUUGGAAAAAUGGUGGCCAAUAUGUUCUACAUUGUAGUGAUUAUGGCUCUUGUAUUACUUAGUUUUGGUGUUCCCAGAAAGGCAAUACUUUAUCCUCGCGAAGCACCAUCUUGGACUCUUGCUAAAGACAUAGUUUUUCAUCCAUACUGGAUGAUUUUUGGUGAAGUUUAUGCAUAUGAAAUUGAUGUUUGUGCAAACGAUUCCAGUAUCACCGAAAUCUGUGGUCCUGGGACAUGGUUGACUCCAUUUCUUCAAGCAGUCUACCUCUUUGUACAGUAUAUCAUUAUGGUCAAUCUUCUUAUUGCAUUUUUCAACAAUGUGUAUUUACAAGUGAAGGCAAUUUCCAAUAUUGUAUGGAAGUACCAACGUUAUCAUUUUAUUAUGGCUUAUCAUGAGAAACCAGUUCUGCCUCCACCACUUAUCAUUCUCAGCCAUAUAGUUUCUCUGUUUUGCUGCAUAUGUAAAAGAAGAAAAAAAGACAAGACUUCGGAUGGACCAAAACUUUUUUUAACAGAAGAAGAUCAAAAGAAACUUCAUGAUUUUGAAGAGCAGUGUGUUGAGAUGUAUUUUAAUGAAAAAGAUGACAAAUUCCAUUCUGGGAGUGAAGAGAGAAUUCGUGUCACUUUUGAAAGAGUGGAACAGAUGUCCAUUCAGAUUAAAGAAGUUGGAGAUCGCGUCAACUAUAUCAAAAGAUCAUUACAAUCAUUAGAUUCUCAAAUUGGCCAUUUGCAAGAUCUUUCAGCCCUGACUGUAGAUACAUUAAAAACACUCACUGCCCAGAAAGCUUCAGAAGCUAGCAAAGUUCACAAUGAAAUCACACGAGAAUUGAGCAUUUCCAAACAUUUGGCUCAAAACCUUAUUGAUGAUGGUCCUGUAAGACCUUCUGUAUGGAAAAAGCACAGUGUUGUAAAUACACUUAGCUCCUCUCUUCCUGAAGGUGGUCGUGAAAGUAAUAAUCCUUUUCUUUGUAAUAUUUUUAUGAAAGAUGAAAAAGAUUCCCAAUCUAACAUAUCUGGUCAGGAUUUACCUGUAAUACCCCAGAGAAAAGAAUUCAAUUUUCCAGAGGCUGGUUCCUCUUGUGGUGCCUUAUUCCCAAGUGCUGUCUCUCCUCCAGAACUGCGACAGAGACAACAUGGAGUAGAAACCUUAAAAAUGUUUAGUAAAAAUCAAAAAUCAGGCAGUUCAUCUAAUAGCAUACCACAUCUAUCAUCCCCACCAACCAAAUUUUUUGUUAGUACACCAUCCCAGCCAAGUUGCAAAAGCCACUUGGAAACUAUAACCAAAGAUCAAGAAACUGUUUGUUCUAAAGCUGCAGAAGGAGAUAAUGUAGAAUUUGGAGCAUUUGUAGGACACAGAGAUAGCAUGGAUUUACAGAGGUUUAAAGAAACGUCAAACAAGAUAAAAGAAAUAUCCAAUGAUAUUCCUUCUGAAAACACUCUGAAACAUGUGAGUUCUCAUGCUGGAUUUACUGAGUGUCACAGAACUUCUGUUCCUCUUCAUUCAGAAGGAGUGGAAAGUAACAGUAGAAGGCCAUCUAUAGAAGAUACUCAUGAAGUAGAUUCCAAAGCAGCUUUACUACCGGAUUGGCUACAAGAUAGACCAUCAAAUAGAGAAAUGCCAUCUGAAGAAGGAACGUUAAAUGGUCUUGCUUCUCCAUUUAAACCAGUUAUGGAUACAAAUUACUAUUACUCAGCUGUGGAAAGAAAUAACUUGAUGAGAUUAUCCCAGAGCAUUCCAUUUACACCUGUGCCUCCAAGAGGUGAGCCUGUCACAGUGUAUCGCUUGGAAGAGAGUUCUCCCAACAUAUUGAAUAACAGCAUGUCUUCGUGGUCACAGCUAGGCCUCUGUGCCAAAAUAGAGUUUUUAAGUAAAGAGGAGAUGGGAGGAGGUUUACGAAGAGCUGUCAAAGUACAGUGUACUUGGUCAGAACAUGAUAUCCUCAAAUCAGGACAUCUUUAUAUUAUCAAAUCUUUUCUUCCUGAGGUGGUUAAUACAUGGUCAAGUAUUUAUAAAGAAGAUACAGUUCUGCAUCUUUGUCUUAGAGAAAUUCAGCAACAGAGAGCAGCACAAAAGCUCACAUUUGCCUUCAACCAAAUGAAACCCAAAUCCAUACCAUAUUCUCCAAGGUUCCUUGAAGUUUUCCUGCUGUAUUGCCAUUCAGCAGGACAGUGGUUUGCUGUGGAAGAAUGUAUGACUGGAGAAUUUAGAAAAUACAACAACAAUAAUGGUGAUGAGAUUAUUCCAACAAAUACACUGGAAGAGAUCAUGCUAGCCUUUAGCCAUUGGACUUAUGAAUAUACAAGAGGGGAGUUACUGGUACUUGAUUUACAAGGUGUGGGUGAAAAUCUGACUGACCCAUCUGUGAUAAAGGCAGAAGAAAAGAGAUCCUGUGAUAUGGUUUUUGGCCCAGCAAACCUAGGAGAAGAUGCAAUAAAAAACUUCAGAGCAAAACAUCACUGUAAUUCUUGCUGUAGAAAGCUUAAACUUCCAGAUCUGAAGAGGAAUGACUAUACACCUGACAAAAUUAUAUUUCCUCAGGAUGAGCCUUCUGAUUUGACUCUUCAGCCUGGAAAUUCCACCAAAGAAUCAGAAUCAACUAAUUCUAUUCGUCUGAUGUUAUAAUAUUACUGAAUCAUUGGUUUUGCCUACACCUCACAAAAAUGUUACUGUCACUUUUCAUUUAGGAGGGAAUUGUUUGGUAAUAAAGAAAAGCGUGUGCUAAUUGAAUAUGCUGAACUGGCACAUUUAAAAGGUCAAUAUUCUUUUGACCUGAUUAAAUUAGUCAGGAACUCCCUAUACAAUACAGCUGGCAGCUGUUAAAUUUUAAAGGUAAAGAAAAAUUAGUAUUUAUAACUUUUUAAAGGGCUCUUUUUAACAGAGGAUUUCAUUUGACUUUGUUCUGAUGAGGGUAAUACCCUCUCUUCAUGUGGUGCAAUACCAUUAACCAAAGUUAGGUGUCCGUGCAGAUUUUAUUGGCAGCUGGUUUACUGCCAUUCAGCUAGUGAAAUGAAGAAAUCACCCAGUCUUUUGGUUAAAUGGCAGUCAGGUGUCUUCCUCAGUGUGUUUUAGUGUGUUCAGUGAUGAUGUCACUAGUGCCCAGCUAGAUGCUUGUUGUUUCCCAUCUCAUGAAAAGGGAGAUGGCUUGUUAUAAUUCUAGAUCUACAGGGAUAUAGAAAGCCCAAGCCGAAAACCAUUUUCUAAGAGGAACCUUAUGAAUCAGGGUUAGGCUCCUAUUUAAAAGAUAGAGCCAGUUUUUUCAUUAAAUAGAGCCCAAAUUGUGCAAAAGUAUUAGUGCUUUUUUUUUUUUAAACAUUGUUAAGUAGAAGAAAGCCAUGGUAGACCGGUAUAACCUAAAUAUAUCAAAGGAGAAACUUAACUCACUGUUCAAGAGAAGUUACCUUGUGAGAAAAGUUGAAGUACUUUUUUCUUAUCUAUAUCUACUAUAGUUACAACUUGGAAGUUACAUACUUCUCAAAAGAUUUUAUUGACCAGUAUAUCAAAUCAGAAUGUAAACAUGAAUUUUUGCAUAUAUUUAAAAUUGUGUAGGAACAUCUGAACAUGAAUAUUGUUUGUGGUACUUAAGAAAUUGAAUUGGAUUAUCAUUAUGUGAUGUUGGGAGAUUGCAAUGCAACUUUAUGCCAAUAAAAUGUAAUUUAACUGCCCCAGAUGUUGUUGAAUACUCAACAACAAGAAAAGCUUUUCAUCUGUCUGAAGUUCUGUGCUUUGACUUUUUUUCUUUCUUUUUUUUUUUCCCUAGGUACUAAUUUUAAUUUUUAUUUGGGAGGGAGCAGUGUAAUCUUAUUUGUAUUCAGUAGUGUAUCUCAUAGAUACAGACAAGGGAAAAAGAGAUAAGCUGUUCAAAUAGUGUUUAAUAUUGAU